AUGACGGUAGUGUUAAUACUCUGGAGAUAUCUAUGUCCUCUCCUUGUGGUCAUUCCUGGAGUGCUUUCAGUCCCCUCUGCAGCAGCUUUGAAUGAGAAUGUAGCAGCUCCCGCCGACCCAAUUCCGCAAACGCCAGCUGGUAAAGUGGGGACAGAUACUGAACUAGACUUUGCCGUAUUGUCCAACGACCCAACUCAGCAAACACCGGCUGGUAAAGUGGAGGCAGAUACUAAACUAGACUCAUCAGCAGCGUCCGACGAAGCAUCAGUAGCGCCCGACGACCUAACUCAGCAAACGCUACCUAGUACAGCUACAGGUAUUGAAAAGGACUCUGCAGCAGUGACCGACGACCCGACUCAGCAAACGCUAGCUAGUAAAGCUACAGGUAUUGAAAAGGACUCUGCAGCAGUGAACUACAAUCCGCUUUUUCAAAAGCCGGCUAGUAAAAUAACAAGUAGGAAAAAGGACUCUGUAGCAAGUAAAGAAUCAGGUGGAAAAAAGGAUUCUGCAAAAGCAUCCGACGGCCCGAUUUCGGAAACGCCGGCUAGCAAAAUUAUAGUCACCAAAGCGUCCGACGACUCAAAUUCGGAUACGCCGGCUAGUAAAGUUACAGUUGUCAAAGCACCCGAGCCGUCUACACCGUCUGGUAAAGUUGCAAUUUACAGAGGGUUCGAUGAAAACCCGAACAUGACCGUGAAAGACUCCAUAGUGCAAAGCGAGUUUUAUGGCGGGCCUCACGGAAAAGAAUUCUCGGACAAAAAUUUUGUCAAUUCGGGUCAAACCAUUAAAUCUGUCUCUAUUUACGCUGGCAAGCGUUUUGAUGGUAUCACAAUAGAGAUCUCAGAACCCAAAGCAAUCACUCGCACGCACGGCGGCACCGGUGGAACACGAAAGGAGCUCCAGCUUCGUCACGGCGAGUACAUCAACUUGAUGGAAAUUCACUGGAGCAAACAUGAAGGCCGCACGCGGAUAUUUUUUGUGAAACUCGUCACGAGCGCGGGGAACUCGUUAUCGGGGGGGUCUGGUGAUGAGGUCGACGCGUUGGGAGCGAUAUGGGCAUAUAUUCCUCUUGUCACGCCCCCUCCAGCACUCCCGCCUGCUGUUACUGAUAAAGACUCACCAGGCCCAGGCGAAUCUGACGAUCUUGCAGGAAGCUUAUCGGAAGUGAAGAUAAAGCAGAAUAAGAGGGCUGUUCAAUUGAGUGAUUCGUUUGGUGGGCCUCACGGAACACAAUUCUCUGAUCAGCUCGCUAUCACUUCUGGAAUGACCAUCGCUUCCGUCACGAUUCGUGCGGGAAAGCGUGUUGACGGUCUCAGGGUUGAAGUGUCUGGGCCCAAGCAGAUGACAUUCGUUUAUGGCGGGAAGAAUGGCAAGGACAAUACUAUUACGCUUGAAUCAGGUGAGUACAUCACGACCAUGGAGGUUCACUGGGGUAAGAAGAAUGGUCACACGCGCGUCUUUUACAUUUGCUUGAGUACGAGUAAAGGUAAGAAAGUCGCUGGUGGAUCGCAGACAUCCAACAAGGGGUCGGUGAUAGCGCCCAAGGGCUAUCAGCUCGCCGGCUUUUUUGGUCGGUAUAGCGACGAGAUUGACCUUGUGGGUGCCGUGUGGUCAAGUAUUGCAGUGGUUGAUGAGACAUCCGUUGUGGUGACGCCUGACGACAAUAUUGUACUCAGUCAGCUGUUUGGAGGCCCCCACGGCAACGCAUUUUCGGAUAUUGACAAAGUCAAGUUUCAGCAGACGAUCAGCUCUGUUACGAUUCGAUCACAAAAGAGACUUGAUUCUAUAACGCUGCGCAUUACAAAACCCAAAGUCGUAGUUUUGAAUCACGGUGGUCAUGGUGGAAAGGAGCAGACGCUUGUUCUUGGUCCAGAUGAGCAUAUCACGUCUGUGGAAGCUCACUGGGGUAAGGAAAAUAAACAUACGCGAGUUUUUUACAUUUGUUUAACGACCAGUGCUGGCAAGACGCUUUCUGGUGGAACUAAAACCGAAAGUACGGGUGUUCUAAAACCUCCCGAAGGAUUUGUGUUUGGUGGGUUCUUCGGCCGCGCUGGAGAUGAAGUGGAUCAACUUGGUGUAAUAUGGACCAGAAAGACGGCGAAGGAUAUUUUAGUUACAGAUGUACCGGGUUUGGGAAUUGACACCUAUGGCUCAACGAUUCGCAACUGGGUAGGCCCUACUAUCACUCAAACCAGUGACAAUUCGUGCUACCGUAGGACGUAUGACUUUGACAGCAAAAACAUUUGCCCGUUAGGCUACGGCAAGGACGGUUUAGAUUGCAUCGCCCAAUGUCCGAUGUCAUACCCGGUUGAGUGUGGUCUGGAGUGUAUUCCUCAAAACGAUGAUUGUGCGCUCGCAGUUCUCACUAAAGUUAUGGCAGUUUUCGACGUGGCACUAAACUUAGCUACUGGUGGUGUAUUUGGCCACAUUUUUAGUACCUACAAAAAGGCGAAGUGGGCUGUCUUGUGCAUUUCAAAUCUUGUCAAUGUGAUCAAAAGUCUACUUUUCUAUCUUCGCUAUCGACAAACCACAGCACCAGAAGGUGGUCCAGAAGAGUUGCUCACCGCCGCCUACCAGGCAAAUGUUGUUUUGCUGGAUCUCCCUAUAGCUGUAUGCGUUUGCAUGAAUAUCAAGGUCCCGAAGACCGCCAUAUUUAGCAAUUAUGUACUCAUGACCGUGCAAGGUAUUGUGAAGCAGGCGAUCACCAAUGGCGAGAAGAUUAUUGCGAGUGGAGAUAAUGUGAUGCAGUUACUCUCUGGGAAUGGUAUGGCAAAAGAGUCAUCACAAAUGAAAGUGGCUGAACUGGAAGAUCUAGUCAAACAGAACUCAACCUGUGGCUGGGAGCUGAAGCGUCUAACUGAUCGCGUCACCCGUGCUGUUCUCAAGUACCGCAGUACCGGAGAUUCCACUGCUGAUGUUCGGACGAAGGUGUACCGAUCUUCUAUUGUGCUGAAUGAUAUUCCUAUUAUCACGAACAAUUGUAUGACUCAACUAUUGAUUGAAAAGACUGAAACGACAGCGUACCAAACACGUGAUCUCAUUCGAAGGACCUUUGGCGUGAUUAUUGACCAGCUCAUUGAUAUUGGUAAAACCGACAAUGGGUCGCACGUAGCCGAGGACGAGUAUAUGCUCGAAGUGGCCAAUAUGGGUCUCACUGCACUUUCAAUCAUCGAUCCCUAUGGUAUUGCGUACAUGGCUGCACAGUUUGUACAACCUAUAUGUGGACCAACUGCGUACCUUGGUGAAAUUGACGAUGGAACAGUGCACGAUGCAUUAGGACUAACAAUCGUCGACGAGGCAUUUGAAGGUAGUUACGGAUCAUACACCCACGCAGGUGAUGGCGUUGUUCGUCUUAUUUUUGAAAGCGUCGAUACAAAAGAUGUGACUGUUGUCGUCCGUUCUGGUGGCGAUGAAUACGCAGAAGUCGACGUUGGUGCAGGUGACAUUACUUCAUGGGAGGGCACUUUUCCGGAGUUAGAAGACAAGACCAUGUAUUUGGAUCGUUGGCGUCCUAGUAUCGUAGGUAUACCGUUAUCAACUGGUGGUUCAUUAUUGCUAUGGAUUCCUCGAUCGUCGGAAGGAGGUCAUAUUACACUACACGUGCGAAUUAACUAA
Peronospora belbahrii is the source of this 3615-nucleotide messenger RNA. The record is from the annotation of a GenBank genome assembly. NCBI's taxonomy places the organism in Eukaryota, Oomycota, Peronosporomycetes, Peronosporales, Peronosporaceae.